Messenger RNA from Lodderomyces parapsilosis, 1059 nucleotides. RefSeq lists its product as uncharacterized. Gene Ontology annotation, biological process: zinc ion import across plasma membrane. Gene Ontology annotation, molecular function: low-affinity zinc ion transmembrane transporter activity. The transcript has a single exon. Bases 1 to 1059 code for a protein of 352 amino acids. The record is from RefSeq and is a predicted model, not a curated record. Gene Ontology annotation, cellular component: plasma membrane. Lineage: Eukaryota; Fungi; Ascomycota; Pichiomycetes; Serinales; Debaryomycetaceae.
AUGGAUACAAUUUUUAUAAGACAAGAAACCGAGGACGCUUGUCUCAGUACCAAUUCCUAUAAUGGGAAAUACUGGGAAGCCAGAGUCUCAUCUGUCCCAGUUCUAUUUGUGGUUUCAGCUUUGGGAUCAUUUACACCCUUAUUGGCAGCAUAUUCUACUAGAUUUAGAGUACCGCGAUGGAUAUUCGAUGCUAUAAAGUAUUUCGGAAGUGGAGUGAUUAUUGCAACUGGGUUUAUCCAUUUGAUGGCCGAAGCAGCUGCAAAUCUUAGUAAUGAAUGCUUGGGUCCACCAUUUACUGAGUAUCCGUUUGCCGAAGGCAUUGCAUUGAUUGGGGUGUUUUGCAUAUUUUUUUUUGACGUCAUAGCUCACCAACGAUUAUCGGUCAAGGCAAAGGAGUAUUUAGAGGCAGGACAGAACGGCGAUUCUCUUAUGGAAUUCGAGUCAGUCGGCCGCCUUCAAAAUGAGAUCCCAAAAGAAGUUGAACAAGAAACAAACUUUUCCAAACACACAAAUGAGUCAACCGAAAUAAAGGAGGUUGAUAAGCGAGAUUUAUCAAAACUAGAGAGCAUAUACCAAAAAAUCUUGAAUUGCGUGGUACUAGAGUGUGGUAUUGUUUUCCAUUCGGUGUUUGUAGGGUUGUCGUUAACGAUUGCUGGUGACGAUUUUGUCACACUUUACAUUGCUAUUUCAUUUCAUCAGUUCUUUGAAGGUUUGGGUCUUGGAACAAGGUUUGCAACCACUCAAUGGCCGAAGGGGAAGAGGUACGUGCCAUGGGUUAUGUCUCUUGCCUAUAGCUUGACUACACCACUUGCAGCAGGUAUUGGGUUAAUUGUACGUAGAAGCUACCCUGAGGGAUCGCGAACGGCGUUGAUAACUACAGGUGUCUUUGACGCUGCUUGUGGAGGUAUAUUGAUUUACAAUAGUAUUGCCGAAUUAAUGGCGUUCGAUUUCAUGUACUCGGGAGAUUUCAAAAACAAGUCGAUUAAGCAUUUGUUGGUUGCAUUCGUAUACUUAACUUUGGGUGCGUUUGCAAUGGCGCUAAUUAGUAAAUGGGCAUAA